Verruconis gallopava is the source of this 2060-nucleotide messenger RNA. RefSeq lists its product as uncharacterized. NCBI's taxonomy places the organism in Eukaryota, Fungi, Ascomycota, Dothideomycetes, Venturiales, Sympoventuriaceae. Gene Ontology annotation, molecular function: identical protein binding; pyridoxal phosphate binding; transaminase activity. The coding region runs from base 126 to 1517 and encodes 463 amino acids. The record is from RefSeq and is a predicted model, not a curated record. Gene Ontology annotation, cellular component: mitochondrial matrix. Gene Ontology annotation, biological process: arginine metabolic process. The transcript has 2 exons.
CUUAAGAGUCAUGCCGCGCCCAGAACACAUCACCUGCUCCAUAUAAGAAUGAUACCCCCUUGCAAGUAACCAUUUACCCAAUUUCAGUCUCUGUUCAAUUCCUCCAGAGUCAGCCACGGUGUGCAAUGGCAGCUCGACAUUCCGUUUUCCGCCUCAGGGCAGGCAGGCUGGCUCCAUCUCGACGAUAUGUGUCUACCGCUUCGGCCGCCUCGAAUUUGCCCGAAAGUGUCAAAAGUGCAAUUGAAAGAGAAGCCAUCCUACCCAAUGCAGACCCGGCCGCAGAUUCGCAAACCGCUCGUCUCGUCAACGAGCAGCUUGGCUACAUGGUGCCCACCUACGUCCGCCCUCCACCAAUGUUCCACAAAGGAGAAGGCUGCUAUAUGUGGGAUAUUGAAAAUAGGCGCUACCUCGACUUCACGGCGGGAAUUGCCGUUACUUCGCUCGGACACGCAGAACCCGAAAUAUCAAAGCAGCUAUACCAACAGGCGAAUACGAUCAUCCAUACUUCAAACCUGUACCACAACCCAUGGACCGGCUCAUUGUCGAAGCUAUUGAUCGAAAAGACGCUGGAAUCGGGGGGGAUGCACUCUGCUUCAAGGGUGUUUAUCGCAAACUCCGGGUCCGAGGCUAACGAGGCUGCCAUCAAGUUCGCGAGGAAAGUUGGAAAGACCAUUGACGAGUCCGGGGAAAAGACGGAAAUUGUAUCCUUCCACAACUCGUUCCAUGGCAGGACAAUGGGUUCUUUGUCCGCGACGCCGAACCCGAAGUACCAGAAGCCGUUCGGGCCAAUGGUGCCGGGCUUUAAGUACGGACACUACAACGAUGUCGAGGCUAUUUCCACCCUGGUGAACGAGAAGACAUGUGGUGUGAUCAUCGAACCUAUUCAGGGUGAAGGUGGUGUUAAUGUUGCGUCUGAGGAGUUCUUGAUCGGUCUUGCGAAGCGCUGCCGUGAGGUUGGCGCUGUCUUGAUCUACGACGAGAUUCAGUGCGGUAUGGGCCGAACAGGACAUCUCUGGGCGCAUUCUACGUUACCAAAGGAGGCCCAUCCAGACAUCCUCACCACUGCGAAAGCGCUUGGUAAUGGCAUACCCAUUGGUGCAACUAUCGUCAACGAUCACGUGUCGAGUAAGAUUGUGACGGGCGACCACGGCACGACCUUUGGCGGAAACCCACUCGCGUGUAGGAUUGGUCACUACUGCUUGACGCGACUUUCCGAUCCGGCUCUUCAUAAGGAGGUUCUUGUGAAGGAGCAGAUCUUCAGAAAACACUUCGAAGCUUUGCAGCAGAUGUAUCCCAGCCAAAUCAAGGAGAUACGCGGACGAGGACUCAUCCUUGGCUUACAGCUUAGCGAAGAUCCAACGCCCAUCGUCAACGCGGCCAGGGAGCGAGGGCUGAUGAUAAUUACAUGCGGUACAAACACGUUGCGUUUUGUCCCGCCACUCAUCAUCACGGAGCAAGAAAUCGAACAAGGCAUGCAAAUCUUAAAGCAAGCGAUGGGCGCCGUGUUCAAAUCGUGAAGCCCAGAAUGUAGCGUGCAUGAGAUAGGGCUGAAGCGCAAUACGCAAGGCGCAUGAACAAUAAUCUUGUGACAGGCAUCAGCCCCGAAACUAGUUCGAAGCAUCGGUGUUUUCGGCGCUUUUUUUUAGGGGGGAAAUCGGGAAGUAACAUGAUUGUUCUGAUGUUUAAUAGAUCGUUGUUCUCCGCCCAUCUGAACCGUUUUUUUGGGGCAGGGAUCAGCGUCAGCAUAGACUAGUUGGACAGGCAGAGUGAGAACGAUGCUAGUUCAAUACGCAGACGACAAAGAGCCGCGCAUCGAAAGAAAUCCUUUUGUCAGUCUUGUUGGCAUUUUGUUUCUGGUGGUCGUCGUCGUCGUCUUCGUCGUCAUCAUCGCCGUCGUUGUGGUUUCUGUUUCGACAUCUGCGUGUGGCAGCUCAAAAGUGCAAGAACGACCUUGGUAGCUGCCGUCGCGCAGCAAGUGCUACCAAGGCCUGCCCUAAGCCAACCCAUGCGCGACCCUCGCGUCCCGAUCAGGCAAUCACAACUAACCUGUCACAAGCAAG